GUACGCGCUAAUGAUUCGUGUCACUGGUCUUUUGGGACUGAUCCCAGUAGGAAUAAUUCUGAAAAGUCAUGUUUUAAGUCUACACCAAUUAAAAACAAACGGAGAUGUCGUAAAGGGAAACCCAUUACAUGGAAAGUAGGUUCUGAGUAUACGUACAGUUUACUGGUCCUUGAAACUUGUCAUCAGUGACCGCUUAUGAACUCACUGUGUGCCUGUGAUAUUGAAAUGUCCUUUGAGAAAUCCCCUAAGCAGGCAGUGAGCCACCCUGUGCAGAAGUAUCCUGUAAGAAGACUGGAACCAUCAAUAUCCAAAUUUCUCAAAGUCCUAGAGAUAGAUUUGGACAGACUGCACAGACACAGGCUGAAUAUCGAGAAGCUGCUGGUACAUGAGGACUGGAAGGGCCUGAACAAGGAGCAGAUCAAUGCCUCUCGCACUAUCCAACAGAUCAAGGCCAACAUCCGGGAGAUUGAGAAGGCCCGCGGCCAGAUACUGGAGGAGGAUCUGCCCACGUUUGAUAAGAAGGUGGAGAGCAUGAAGGAGAAGGCUGUCGAGUCCAUAGAGGCCUUUGUUACGGAGACAGUCCCCCCCAACUCAGAUUCCUGCAGCUCCUCCCCAUCCACACCUUCCUGCCCAAGUGCAGAAAUCACCUCCACCAGUCUUCCCUCAUCACUUGGCAGCCACCAGGUCCAGCUUCACCUUGUUCCCCACAACACAGAGGCAGCAGCAUCCUGGGAGAACCUGCAGGAGAACCUGGUGGAGCUCAAUGAGAUGAUCCAUGAAUUUGCAUCUAUGGUCGAGCACCAGGGGGAGCAGAUCGACCACAUUGAAGACAACAUUGAGAAGGCGCAGCAGGAUGUCAACACAGGAGCUUUAAGUCUAGCGAAGGCAGCUAAGUACAAAGCAGCCAUCCUUCCUGUGGCAGGGGCAGUCCUAGGGGGGGUGGUUGCCGGACCUCUGGGGCUGCUGGCCGGGGCCAAGAUUGGGGGACUAGCAGCAGCAGCUGGGGGAGUGGCAGGUUACUUCAGUGGAAACAUGAUAAAAAAGCGGCAAGACAACAUCACAGAAGUGGAGAUGAACAACUUGUCUGAGAAGACAUCAUCAUCUCCAUCAGACAGCAGUAGCAGGGACAACACAUCAACACUGGGGCAGCAUGCUACCAUGGCUGUCGGCAUUCAGUGAACCCAGAGAAGACGGCGCCAACAACGAGGACAUUGCAGCGGUUCAAGACCCCUGCAGGGAAUAGUUCAUUCAGUCACUACAUACUAUGCUUGGUGCUUUUAGACUAGAUUGAGCUGCUACGGUGUCUGUAACUGUGAUAACUGUUCAAACCUUGAUCCUGUGAGCAGCCAUUAGGGCUGAUUCUGGAUUGAAUGAAGAGGACCAAUUUCUGGAAGAAUAGGUCAAACUAAAGACAUUAAUGUAGCAGGUCCCUAAAUAUUGACCAAAUUGGUUAAGACUCAUAUCUCCCUUACAAAAUACAGCCAAAUGGCACUGAAUCAUUUCCAAAAGUAUUAUUAAUAUAGUCAGAUGUGGAAAUUUUUGGAUCAUAUCUACAUCACAUGUCUUUUGUUUUGAGUGGGCUCCUGAAUCCAUCUGGUUGUUGGGAUGAGUUGAAGGGACUGGAUGGGGUGAGUGAUAAAGCUGCUUCACCUGCAUUAUAACAGUCCUGGGUCUAGAUUUUCGAAACGAUCUUAGCUAAGAUUAAUCUUAACAUACAUUCAAAAAUAAGAUAUCUUAGGUUUAAGAAAAGAUACAUUUUCAAAACUAUUGUAAACCUGUCACAGAUCGUACAGAGCUAUGAUAACCAUCAUAACUCUGACAGAGAACUCAUUUGUGUUGGAGAUAGAAAAACAGUGUUUUCCAGUGAUGUCAUGGGGAUUUUCCAGCCGCUGACAGUAACAACAAUAUGGAGAAGUGACACGGAAUUCAUGAUCACAUUGUCUGGUCACACUGUUUAACACUCCACUCUUUGAGUGACAUUCCAUACAAUCCUACAUAUGUCCUACAUGUAGACGGUUUUUUUCUUAUUAUAAAACAUGCCCUGACGACCCGAACACACAUAGCAUUUGUGUGCCAUGCAAAGGCAUUUUUCAAACCCAAUAAAUGUUAUAAUCAAUAAGUGUUGUGUUACCACACUAUAGCUGUUAGAAUUGAAAUAAUGUGCAAAAAGAUACUUCACUAUUUUGUCUGCAAAUUGUCCUCCCGUGAGUUCUAAAUUACAUUGACGAGACCUUUGAUCGAACAGCAGGCAUUCGGCAUUUACGAUGCAUGUUCAGGUCUGAUGUUACGUUAUGUAUACUGGGUCAGUUUCACAAUACUGCUUGUUUUUUGUGUUUAUGUCAAAAGUCAAGUUUAUGGAGAAAACACCAACAUUAUACCUGGAAACACUCAAAAACAAAAUGGUUCAGGAAGCGGCGCACCUACGAGCGAGAUGUAAUAACAAUGUAAGCUUGUUUUGUUAUUCAUAUAUCCAAUAUAUUUCAAAGGACUCAAAUUCAAUAUCAAGCUAUAUGUAUUUAGAUGAUGUCGUCAUUUUUUUUUAUAUCUAUCUAGAUCCAUAAUUCUUUUCAUAAUUGGAAAGUGACAGACAAAGGGAGAUCAUUUAGGUCAUUUUAAAUUAAGUAGAGCUAUUAAACUGAUUUGUCUGAUUUGAUUUAAAUCUGGCUGAGGAGCGAAAUAACUGCAAUUGUAAAUGUGUCAAAUCUAUUAGAUGAUGUUUGGCUUGUCUGAACGCUUUUAAAUUAAAACUGUAAAAUUGAGCAUGGUCUCGCUGGGCGAAUACAAAGGGAAACCACUCUCAACUAGAGUAUAAACUAAGAUUAGCUGCUCCUGAGUUAUCAAUAAGGUCACAGUCAUUACUAUAGCUAGCCAACACCUUCCGUUUUUAACCUUCACAAAUUAUCAAAAAGGUAUGUUGUUUCACACUUCUUUUAACAUAGACUCUGAUAAACAAGUUAUAAACUAUCGACUCCAUAGUUAUGUGUUAUCGUUAUAUAGUUAUCGCUGUUGUGAAAUGUCUAUGGCAAAGCUAGCUGCCAUCAUGGAUGAAGAUUUAGAUGAACUUACGACAGGUAUUGGGCUAUCUUAGAUUUACGACAAUCUUACGGUAUCUUAGGGCUAUGAUAGUUUCGAAAAUUAGGCUACGAUACCAUACGAUUUCCUUACGUUAACUUUACCAUUAUUUUAGGGCUAUGAUCGUUUCGAAGAUCUAGGCCCUGGAUCUUGGGCCUGUUGUGAGUGUAUCAGCAGCAUUCGCAGACUCUCGCACUUAGUACGAAAUACACUGUCCACAAGGAGGACUAUGCCCCCCCUCAUGUUAUGACAGUAUUAGUGAUGUUUUAUAUGGUUUCAUGUUUCAAACGCUUGUUAGCCCCGUCAAACAAACAUUAAGCUUCUAAUUGAGAUAUGUAGUUCACUAACCUUGUGGCUGUAUUAUCUGAAGGGUUUAACAUUGAUCUGAUGGUACACAAAUAUUGGCUAAAUUCUCAUCUCCUAGACAAGAUGAUGCUGUGAAGGGAAAAUGCCUCUGGGACAAAAGAAACUUGUAUGUAUGCCUGUCAACAUCCACAUUGAUGUUUCUGUGCGUUUAGUUAACAUUCUGAUGUUAUGAUCGUGAGGAUGUGAUAUUAUCAACUGUGUGAUGACAUCAUUCACCUAGUGACCUCUGCCAUGUCACACUGUAUCGGAGGUCAGUGCUUGUAACUACCGAGAUCAUUGUCUGGCAUAGUCACACCAACGUGCCACAUAAUGUCAGGGAAAUACUGAACGGCCUCAUUGUGUUCAGACUGCAUGUUUGUGUACAUGAUAUAACUGAUAUUGUUGUGACCAUGGUGACAGGUACACUGAGCAAGGAAGGUAUAGCUAAAAUGGAACUGCUAUUUUUUACUAUGGUUUUGAGGUUUUUUUUACAUAAAUUAUAGCAAUACAAGUGAAUAGCAUAAGCAUGAUAAACACUACAACUGAUAUUGAUACCCAUAUGGAUAACAUGCUCAGAAGGCACUGCAGUAUAAUGAGUUUACUACUGGCUUCCAUGACACUUUCUUUUGGCAGUAACAAUCUGAAGAAGGGGACACUGAGGAGUGUAACGUAUGCCAUGGUCAUCAUGGUAUGGUGGAAGGAAGUUUAUCAUUACCCCGGAUGUCAAUGAUCGAUCUUCUUGUAAAUAUUCAUGCACGUCGGCUGACUGUACUGUACAGACAUUGUAAUGAUUAUGAUGUCAUAAUGUUUGACAUGAUGGCAUUUAAUGGCCAUGCCAUGAUUGAGCCUGUUUAUACAAGUCUCUACUGGCAGAGCACAUGAUUAAUUGACAUCGUCAUUCAGAAAUAUAUCAUGAAACAUAAGUAUCUUUAGCUUUUAUGCUAGAAUUGUUAUUAAACUGUUUCUGCCCAUGGCACACCUGACUUCAGUAUGUUCUUUCACAGCAGGCCACAGUGCUAUAGUCGCAGUUUUAUACUUCAAUGUGGCUGCAAUGGGUUCUUCAGUUUUUUAUUGCCAUUCUCUACCAAUCACAUGAUCAGCUGAGCCAAGCUGUGACGUGCCAUCUAUAGGAAUCUUUACAUUUUUUAUCAGAUUGUGGUGGUUGUUUUGUUUGUUGUUAAGAUGACUAUAACAAUGUUGUGCACAUGGUCAGCUGUGAAUGUAGCCAUGUAUUGUUCUCAUAGUAUUUAAAAUGGCAUCAGAGAAGUAGGCCUGCAUUUUGCUCAAGCAUAAUACUUGAACUCUUAUAAUAUGGUCAUCUUUGCAAUGUGUUUGUACAAUAUUAUGGCCUAUUUCAUACACAAUGGCCUUUGAAAUGAAUUAUGGCCUUUACAUAGCUUAUGGCCUUUCUCAUGAAGUAUUGUUUGUUUGUUUUUAGUUAUUUAGCGCGACACUCAGCAAUAUUCCAACUAUAUGAAGGUGGUCUGUAAAUAAUCGAGUCUGGACCAGACAGUCCUGUGAUUGAUAUGAGCAUCAGUCCACACAAUUGGGAUACAAUGACAUGCAUCAAAACCAUGUCAGGGAGACUGACCACCUGAUCCCAUUAGUCGCCUCUUACGACAAGCAUAGUCGCCUUUUACUGCAAGCUUGGGUUGCUGAAGACCUAUUCUACCCCGGAUGAAGAAGGGCCAAAACAUAGACUUUCUCAUGAAGUAGGGCCUUUCUCAUGAAGUAGGGCCUUUCUCAUGAAGGAAGGUCUUUCCUUUCUCAUGAAGCGUGGCCUAUACAUUAACUAUGACCUUUCUGAUGAAUUAUGGCGUAGGAUCUUGUCAUGAAUGAGUGAGUGAAUGAUUAUUGUUUAACACCGCAUUUAGCAAUAUUCCAGCAAUAUCACGGCGGGGGACACCAGAAAAGGGCUUCACACAAUGUACCCAUGUUGGGAAUAGAACCCGGGUCUUCUGCAUGAGCACUGUGAUUACCACAUCGUGGACAACAGUAUGGCUUCUGCGUGAGCACAGCUGAGCAACUACUUACCCAGCACACUUAUUACAGUAUCAUCAACUGUAGUUUUUUACUCACAGGAUCAGAGUCUUCACACAUUAAUGGACAAAUUCAAAUGCUGUACUGCCUGCUUAUGUGACAGAUCCAAGAACCUGAGGAGUCCACUGGGUGGGAAAGAGGUCUGGGUGAAUCCUGUCUUCCUACCAUACACUGCUUGUGUGAUGACUGUUGCUUGCAAUGCCCCAGCACUCCUGGAUCAGUGGGAUUGAGAGUGAGUUCAGUGUGGUGCUGUUUUAGCAAUAUUCCAGCCAUACUACAUACAUGGGACCUCCAUUCUCACACAUUCCUGUAGUACCCAUUGCUUUCUAACCAAAUCUCAAUCAAAUAACACAUGUAGUCCUGUGAAGACACUUGUCUCUCUGAUGAUGUUGUAGUUGUAUACACGGGUGUUUAGGUCUGAAAUCAAGUGCAGCCUACAUCAUUGGAGAAAGACGAAGGCAGUGAACUUUCCCAGGUGUACAUGUGAUACUUUAUUUUCAGGAUUGAGUCUCAUUCACAGGGUCAGUGCCUCAGACAUAGAUCCGGAUGUUUUCAUCUUCAUUCAUUGCAGUUGUUAACCUUAUUGUCUAUCUCAAUGUUGGCUAAUUUUGAUGAACUAGUUAGUAAGGCAGGUAUGGGUAACUUGGUGUAGUAGGGCCUGGUAGAUUCUAAGAGGGACCCGGGUUACCACAGGACUACCCGGACCUGUAGUUUCUCAUGGGAUAUAUGUUUUUAAAGACUACAAUGAAACACCAUGGUUACACUCAAGUCACUAAUGCUCACACUUCUGCACUCUGCACUUGUUCCUUCUGACAUGUUUUAGUACAGAUAACACCUCAGUCAGCUUCAGUGUAUGCCUGACCAGAUUGUUUUAUACAUGGAUCUAAAUACUUUUUGCCAGGGCUUUAGUAAAACAAUUCCUAAUCGGACACUUUGUACCUCACUCUUGAGACCUACACCGGGUACCCGGGUAGUGUUUGGUGAUAGGGGGUUGGGUAUACCGGUAGUAAUUUAGACUUGUCCCAGCCCAACUAUUUGGUUCCUAAUGCAAUUUACCAAAAGAUAAGAUAUGUUCACUCCAUGUUGUCCCAGUUUACCUGGAAUGGAUAACCAGAAGUAAACAUGGACUAUCAACUCAUAGUCUCUGGUUGCACUAUAUUAUCAGCAUGCCCAGACAAGUAGGAGGGAUAUCACAGACCGAAGCGUACUUAUCAUCACGGGAAUUCCUACCAAGAUACCUGUAUUCCACUUGGAUAUCCUUGGGUUAAACAUACUGCAUGUGACAGCUCAUACCAAACUUUAGAUUUGUAGAGUUAAUGAUAAGAUAAUUUGCUUAGUUAUGUUUAUUAUAAUGUUGUAUUUAGUUACGGAGUACUCUUUUGACCUUGUAUGGGUCUCCCCCUGCUGUAGACUGUAGACUGAUGGGAACACUUCCACCAUUCCUUGUUGUAGUAUGAGGAGUUGACAUCAGUCCAUCAUUGUUAGGUUGAUUGGUACACAGGUGCUGGCACUGCAGUACUUGUGCAGUUUUGAAAUGUUUAUUUGUAAAUUUGGUCUUAUGUGAUGUGUAUUUAUGAAUAGAUAUUUUAUGUAAACAAAAUGACAUGCAAUAGAAGUGUACUGUACAUUGUGCGUGAGGGUUCUGUCGUCAUGCAAGAGUUACAUUGAUUUAGUGUAUGAAUUAGUUGCCACAGUUCCCUGGCCAGGAGGGCUGGUUUACAAAAACAAUGUUGCAAGCCCUCAUCAUAUUUUGCUAGCCCUAAACACUUCCAAUAAACUAUGAAAAUGACACCAGACUUGGAUAUUAAAUGAGGCCUUAUCUGACUUGAUGAUUCAUAGACAUUAAUAUGUGUUGACUAAUUUUCAACUGGAGUCGGUCCAGCUUUGCGGAAAUGUUAUGAGCCAAAUUUAAAAGUCAUUGGCAUUUGGCUAGUGGACAGGCAGCUAUUUCGAACACUGCAUUAAUUAUGAUGUCAUCAGUAGCAGGUGAUGGCGCAGGUGUCCUGUGGCAACAACACUGAGCUAUUGAUGUAAUGUUUAUGUUCUAAUUAAUCCUGGAUAUGCAUAUCAAUAAAAUAUUGUUCCUUUCAGUUUGUCCGAUAAAUUUGAUUUCCUUGUCCUGCUCACAUGUGCCUAUAUGUGCUCUGAAAGGUAGGCAACAUAGUUCUGGGUGUUUCAUGUGCUGCUUGUCCACUCGGAUUCAAGCUUGCAAAUAUUGCGUUUGUCCAAUAUGUUGUUCUUUGCACCCCAUGCAGUUGAUUCAUGUAGGACAUUUCUGGCAGGACAAUUUAAGUCACUUCAUUCUCCCUGAUAAUGCAAAUGACACAUGUCAGAGACUGUAUUUAAGGUUUAGUUUUCUUUUAAAUUUUAAAUAUAUGAGAUUGUUGAAAAUAAAUGUCCCUAAAACAAAAA
This is a messenger RNA of Haliotis rufescens (red abalone), 7869 nucleotides long. Its product is annotated as syntaxin-17-like. Bases 196 to 1179 code for a protein of 327 amino acids. Gene Ontology annotation, molecular function: SNAP receptor activity; SNARE binding. NCBI's taxonomy places the organism in Eukaryota, Metazoa, Mollusca, Gastropoda, Lepetellida, Haliotidae. Gene Ontology annotation, biological process: intracellular protein transport; vesicle fusion; exocytosis. The transcript is spliced from 8 exons. The record is from RefSeq and is a predicted model, not a curated record. Gene Ontology annotation, cellular component: plasma membrane; endomembrane system; autophagosome membrane.